Molecule: messenger RNA, 1587 nt
Organism: Drosophila suzukii
Lineage: Eukaryota; Metazoa; Arthropoda; Insecta; Diptera; Drosophilidae
Gene: tplus3a
Product: testis-specific Plus3 domain a
Cellular component (GO): Cdc73/Paf1 complex
Molecular function (GO): RNA polymerase II C-terminal domain phosphoserine binding; DNA binding
Source: RefSeq, a predicted model, not a curated record
CUUAGUCACAAACCAGCAGAGCUACAGAGCACAUCUAAAAAGCAAAGCACUUAAAAAAGAUCAUGGCGACUUACAUCCAAAUCAAAAAGCGAAGGAUGACCAUCGGAGCUCCGUUGGAGUUUCAUCAGAAUGGUGGAGAACGCGAGAACGAGCAGCAUAGCGAUAGGCGAUAUAAAAGGGAGGACCUCCCGGUCGAGUCUAUCAACCGUAGGAAGAGACGGAUGUCGACGGACACAGUAUAUAUGGACCCCUCGCACACUAGGCGCCAGAACUUGAAUGACCAGCGGUCUGGUGGCCAAAGAGAACGGGUCUUCGGUCGUUUAGUGGAUAUUAUGCAUAACAAAGUGACCAAGGAGAAUUCCCAGAUCUAUGGAAAUGGGAAGGGCAAGAAGCGCGUUUCUGGCUGCGUCGACUCGGACGACUCGUCGUCGAACAGCGGUGGGGAAGUUCGUCCCAAGAAGAAGGGUCAGCCACGUGUUACCACCCUGGAGGAGCUAAACCAGGCAGUCCUCGGCCGAAACUAUUUAGAAAGCAUAUUGGAUAAGCCGAUGUUCAUGGCGACUAUAAUCGGUUGCUACGUACGACUUAAACAUAAAUCGGAGUUUAAAGUUUUUCGGAUCGUGGAUCAUUAUCUGGCCAAAGAACCUUAUCUACUCGGCACAAAGCAGACAAAAAUAACGCUCAAUGUGAAACAUGGCGCGGAAAGCUAUUCAUCCACAAUGAACUUUGUUUCCAAUAAGGAAUUUUCCCCACAGGAGUUUCACAAGUGGAUCGAAACCAAUCGGCGCGAUGGACUGGUAUUGCCAACACUUUAUGAGAUCGCCAAGAAGCAGGUGGAAAUGGAAAGAACCUCUGCGUAUAUCUAUACCGAAUCUGAUGUUGAAAAUCUUAUAAAAGCCAAGGGGAUGUCUGGUCAAAAUCAAAAAAUCGCUCAUAAGAAAAUAAAUUUAAUCAUGAAACGCGAUGCAGCACUGGGUGUUAAUGAUGCGGAAAAGGUUGCACAAUUGGAUAAAAAAAUGGAGAUGAUAGAGGAGCAGGCCAGAGCCCAGGUCGAGAAUACUCGCGAACAUCGAAAACCGAUUCCGAGAAUACCCCGUGUGAACCACGUGCCCACUCUUUAUCGUCACGAUGUGGCUGGCCCAUCGGGUAGCAAGAGAACCCUAGCGGAUCGGGUUCCCAAGUCAAAGGAGACCGAUCUAGAGCAGUAUAUGCGUCGAACAUAUAGGAGGAGCGCCGUGGGCAGUCGCAAGCGAGUGGGAACUGAUGAACGUGAUGGGAAGGAAGCUAGGCGUACAGUUUCCAAAGAAAUACCCACGGUCGAGAGCGACGAGGAGAAGAAGAAACCUUUUCGCCUUAACCUAGGCUUGGAUUUAAAAGGAUUAGCUCCUUUAAAAAAAUUAUUUCCUGGUGUCAAGUUCACAGAGUAGUGCAAAUGGCUAUCAAAGACAACAUCGGAUAUACGAGUUUAGUACAUCUGCAAGAUUGUAUGAACUCGAGUAAUCAAGCACACUUGUAUCCGAAAUGAAUGCUAAUAAACUUACACAACUGGAGAUCCCAAAACACACAACUGGAGAUCCCGAUUAUAAA